UGUGGCCAGUUGACGUUCAGACGCCGAAGGGUGCCCACGUCUGUACCGACUUAUAAAUCGAAGUGGAUAGAAAAUAGUUCGAUAAACACGGGAGUUUGAGUGCAGUGAUUAAUAUUUAUAUAAUAUGCAUAUAAUGUAUAAAGGUGUUUUUAUAUAGAAAAUAGUUGAAUAGUUACGGGUUUUUCUUUUUACUGCGGACUUAGUUAACGUCGGAGGAUGGACAUCCCGCGGCCAUCAUGCGCCCUCGUAUUGGUGUUGUUAUUUGUUACGCAUCUCUCAGAAUGCAUGAACGGUGGGAAGAUCAACUUCCGCGAGAAAGAGAAGCAGAUCCUGGAUCAGAUCCUGGGCCCCGGGAGAUACGACGCCAGGAUCCGACCCUCGGGGAUCAACGGCACUGGCUAUGCGCCAACGUUAGUCCAUGUCAACAUGUAUCUACGGUCCAUCAGCAAAAUAGAUGAUUACAAAAUGGAAUACUCCGUACAGUUAACGUUUCGGGAACAAUGGUUAGAUGAACGGCUAAAAUUCAAUAAUCUUGGAGGUCGCCUCAAAUACCUGACACUGACUGAAGCGAACAGAGUUUGGAUGCCUGAUCUCUUCUUCUCCAACGAGAAGGAAGGUCAUUUCCACAACAUCAUCAUGCCUAACGUGUACAUCCGUAUCUUCCCCAACGGCAACGUACUGUACAGCAUCCGAAUCUCCUUGACUCUCUCGUGCCCCAUGAACCUCAAGUUGUACCCUCUGGAUAAGCAGACCUGCUCCCUCAGGAUGGCUAGUUACGGUUGGACCACAGACGACUUAGUGUUCUUAUGGAAGGAAGGCGACCCGGUGCAGGUGGUGAAGAACUUACACCUACCUCGAUUCACUCUGGAGAAGUUCCUCACUGACUACUGCAACAGUAAAACUAAUACUGGUGAAUACAGUUGCCUGAAGGUAGACCUGCUGUUCAAACGCGAGUUCAGUUACUACCUGAUCCAGAUCUACAUUCCUUGCUGCAUGCUGGUCAUCGUCUCCUGGGUGUCCUUCUGGCUGGACCAGGGAGCUGUGCCUGCGAGGGUCUCACUAGGAGUGACGACUCUACUUACAAUGGCCACCCAGUCGUCAGGCAUCAACGCUUCCCUACCACCCGUGUCCUACACCAAAGCUAUUGACGUCUGGACAGGUGUAUGUCUAACAUUCGUCUUCGGAGCGCUACUAGAGUUCGCUCUGGUCAACUACGCGUCUCGCUCAGACAUGCACCGAGAGAACAUGAAGAAAGCGAGACGAGAGAUGGAAGCAGCAAGCAUGGAUGCUGCCUCUGAUCUCCUUGAUACAGAUAGCAACACCACCUUUGCAAUGAAACCCUUGGUGCGCGGCGGCGUGGUGGAAUCCAAGAUGCGGCAGUGCGAGAUCCACAUCACACCGCCGCGGAAGAACUGCUGCCGCCUGUGGAUGUCCAAGUUCCCCACGCGCUCCAAGAGGAUAGACGUCAUCUCCAGGAUCACCUUCCCACUUGUGUUCGCUUUGUUUAACCUGGCUUACUGGUCGACGUACCUGUUCCGCGACGAGGACGAGGAGAAGUGAUUCUCCGAGUCCCUGGAGAGGGGCGUGGGGCCGCGCGUGCGGCUGGUGGCGGCCGUGGUGGCGCCCUACGUGCUGUUCGUGGUGUUCUACUCGCUGUGCUUCCGCGCGCGCCCCCCGCCCCCGUCGCCCCCGCCCGCGCCUGCGCCCGCGCCCGCGCCCGCCCGUCGCAGCGCGCGAGCUCGCACGCAAGCACACCCACCCAGCCCACUCUAGCGAACUCAUCCCAUUCAUUAUCGUGACAUAUUAUAUUAUCGUGUAUUUUAAUCGACGUCUUCCUCGUGGCAGCGUUAUUCCCACUCAGUAUUCGAUGGCGUUAGUGUAAUUAGUAAAGCUCAAGUGUCUAUUUGUAUAUAUAUGUGACCCCGUGCCAGUUUAGAUCAAGCCUCCGUUUUUUAAAAUUGAAGCAGUUCAAGAAAAACGGUGAAAAUAGACUCAAAUUAUGAUUGGUCAACAAAACAACAGAACUUUUAUUCGGCACUUAUAAAGUCCCCAACUAAUUGUGUACAAACAAAUAUUUUAAUUUCCGAGAAUUACAAAUUUUCGAUAAUUUUACCAAUGAUAUGACUCCUUGUAUGGAUUCGUAUGUAAUGUAAACGUAGGUUAAGAUAUAAGAGGAACCCCAGAGGUUCCUGCAUAGUACUUUAGCCUUUAAAGUAAGGUAUGUAAGGACUAGAAUGGCACUAAUGUGUAGUGGAUGCGGGGUAUUAUUCAGUAGUUUUCACGUCUACAGUACGUGAACUGGACUAGAUCUACUAGCUAAUAGAAUUGAUCAAUUUUCAUGUCGAAAUGUUCACAGGUAUUGUAUAAACCGCUAGAGAUAAACAGCUAUUGCCUAUGAAACAGCAAAUACCAUAAAUCAUGCGAAUUUUGCUAAUUGAAAAGAUAUAACUGUUUAUCAAUGGCAGGUGUAAUUGGCCUAGUAAUGUAUCGUGUAGGUAACAUUUACAACACAUAAUAACUAUAAACCACAUAAUGUGAAAAGAAGGAAUUUAUAAAAAAACCUUAUUAAUUAUAUAUUAGAUAAGUAUUAUUAAUUGGAUAUUCUCUUGUUGGGAAUUUUAAUAUGAAUGAUUGAGAAGCUGUCAUUGGACAGACUAAAAGAGUUACCAGAAACGAAAGUUGAUAUAGUAUUGUCACAACUAGACAUGGCAAACAGGUAUGGUCAAAUACCUUUCCUACAUCAAAAGAGUUUAUUUCAACAACAAGAUGACUUAUAGUACAUAGAUUAGGUGUUCUUUCCUGACAAUGUGACAAUGUUUUAAUACUUGUAUACAUUACCGUUGUUCAAAAUGAAGUAAUCUAUGAAGUGUAUCUCAUUCAUGUUUGCGUAUGUCGAUGACAUUCUAAUAUCUAAUAUCUCAAUAUUAAAAUUCCCUGUAAGAUUCGUAGGUAAAUGGUAAACGUGUAAAUAGUUGGGCCUACAACUUUCUACACCUGUGUCGCUCAGUGUACAGUUACCUAUAUUUAAUAUUACAAUUAUAUCAUUAUUAACGAAUGAUAAGAUUUUAUCAACAUUAAUUUCUCUGUCUGUACGUAUCACUGUAAAUAUUACUUAAUGUUUCCUAAUUACAUUAUUCGUACAUAUAUUAUUAUCCCUUGAGCUAUAGUUACAAAGUAUUCCAAAACCACAAUAAAUAUUAAAAUCUUUUUCUACUUCACUUACACCAAUAGUGAAUUCAUUCUGGUCGUCCUGGAUUCAUUGAAAGUUACUUUUAACUUUGAAUUCAUGGCUCAAGGGACACCCUAAGGAUAUUCAUUGAAAUCUACUUAGAUUCUCGUGUAUGUAUCAUGACACCUUCAAAUAAAAUAUCACUAAUGCUGUGUUCGGCUAUUAGAUACAAUAAGUCGUACAUAUUAACUUAAGCACAUUCGUUUUUAUUAUGCGGCGGAGAGAACGCAUCAGUUUCAAUAACGAAAGGUUGGCCAUCAUUGGCUAUAUCGUCUUGCUUGUUCAGCACAAAUAUAAGAGUCAAAGACUCGGGGAUAACCCCUGUACGUUGUAUACUAUCAUGAACGUUAUCCUUAUGUCGACAAGGCUCUGGGAAACGAAAUAGCAUUUUGUUUCAAUUACACAAUUCUUGCUCAUUUUUCUCUUCCGUCCUUUAAUUUGAAUUUAGGUGUUGCCUACUGUGCGCAAUACUCUAAUCGCUUAGAAUUAUCCUUAAUAUAUAUUGUCGGGCUGUGACGAGGUGUAGCAUCUGCAUUAUUAUAUUAAUGUAAUUUCGUUUGCCAUUCGUUGUAUGUAAGGAAAUAUUAGCCUAUGUCCAACGCUCAAAAUCUCAUAGACGUAUUAGGCACACAUAAGUGUUACCUUUUCGUAUGUAUGUUAAUUAUUGUAGACUCAAUGUCUUAGUUGUUGCUAUGUAUACUACGAUCCGGGGAGAUUGUAUCCAGUAGUUUACUCAUACAUAACGCCACUGAUAUCUUGUGGAGGAAAUAUUAUCUGCGAGACAAGUAGACAUUAGUUAAGUUUACAUAUUUACAAUAAAUGUUUCCAUUAUUAUGACAUAGGAUAUAUGGAUGUGUUACUGUUGAAAGCAGCUUCUCGAGGUACCACCAGUCAUUCGGAGAUACUUGUAGGAUUUGCAUUCGAUGAACAACUUAUACUAAAACGAAGAUUUGACUGAGUCUAAACCGCAAAUCUUGUGGUCAAAAUUAUUAAAAACAUUUUCAAUACAUGUUGUACGCAUGUUUCUGUAAUUUCACGUUUAAUUGUAAAGUCAAUUAAAUCACUGUAUAAUAAUACAUUUUCAACAUAUCUGUCACUGUUAAGAUUUCGGUUGGUCCGGCGACAGAAUUACUUGGCAACGUAAUGACGAUCCAGGUAAAACUAACAACUAUAUAGAUCUCUUACAUGGUUACGUUGUACGGAAGAGGUGAUGUAUGAAGGAAGGUAGGAUUAAGUAACACUGUGUAAUAUAUUGACCAUAAUUACGAUUUUAGACGUCAUAAAGGACGGUUUACCUCUUAAGAUUAUACAGUAAAGGUAGAUAGUUUCAUUCGUAAGCUAUGUUGUACUCGAUUGUUAUGACAUAGCUGAUGACUGAGCUUUGUCAUCUAAUGCAUCCGAGGGCGAAUACCUCCUUCUUCUAACCAUUCCCAUUUAAUUAUAAAGAAACAUUGUAAAAAAUGAUUUUAAUAAAAUUAUACCAAAAUA
Helicoverpa zea (corn earworm) is the source of this 4717-nucleotide messenger RNA. It is a transcript of the gene GluClalpha, whose product is annotated as glutamate-gated chloride channel. Gene Ontology annotation, molecular function: transmembrane signaling receptor activity; extracellular ligand-gated monoatomic ion channel activity; neurotransmitter receptor activity. Gene Ontology annotation, cellular component: synapse; membrane; neuron projection. The record is from RefSeq and is a predicted model, not a curated record. NCBI's taxonomy places the organism in Eukaryota, Metazoa, Arthropoda, Insecta, Lepidoptera, Noctuidae. Bases 217 to 1560 code for a protein of 447 amino acids. The transcript is spliced from 11 exons. Gene Ontology annotation, biological process: chloride transmembrane transport; signal transduction; regulation of membrane potential.